CAUACAUACAUCAAAGACCACACACUCCACGUACAGUACGUAUAUAUCUUCACACGAAAGGAUAGGGUACAGCCCCAUAUCUCUCUACUUGAAGUGUUUACAAAUAUACAAGUAUACAAGUAUACAACAGAGUCGGUAGUUACUGUCGUAUUGUCAAACGGCUAGUUGUUUGGGGUCAGUAUGCGGACACGUCGAACGCGGGCGGCCGCAGCUGCCGAGCAGGUAGCGGUUGUCAAGGAACCAACGCCCGAACCUGAACCUGAAGUAGAAGUGGAAACUGAAGCAGUAGAGGAAACUAAAGUAGUAGAAGAAGUUAAAGCUCAGGCGAAGGAUCCUACUGACGCGAAAGGUGCAGCAGAUGCUGACGCAGCUGACACGAAAGAGAAAGAUACGGUUGUUGCGAGUGUCGAAGAGGAACAGGUGGACGAAGAUGAGGUAGUGGGCGAACUCACAGAUGAUGGCGAAGAUGCGAAUGAUUUGCAUGAGGCUGGCAAGGUGAAAGACACUGAAGCCGUAGCUGAACCAGCUAUUGACACGGUACAAGAGGAUGCUGGUAUCGUAGCGGGUGAUGAUGAUAAGAAUACAAAUCUUACUGAGAGAAGCAGCUUAAUGGAUACAUAUGCUGAAGGUGCUAAGUCGGCUGAUGCGAACGCAGAGCCACAAGAAGACACGACAGCAAUAGAAGUGGAAGGGGUUGCAAUGAAUGAACGCGAGGGUGAGAUGAAGGUGGAUGAGGAUGUAGCGAAAGCAGGGGAGACUGAGGAGAUGAAGGUAGAUGGAGAUGCAACGAACACAGGAGAGACGAAGGAGAUGGAUGCGGGUGGGGUUACAACGAAUGCAGGCGAGACUAAGGAGAUGGAGGUGGAUGUGAAGCAAGAUACGGUGGUCGUCGAGACAACAACAACGACAACAGAUGUGGUUAGUAACGAUUCUAGCGGUGCUGAAGCAGUAGAAAAGAAGGUGGUGGUGGAAACGGUGACCGAAACAGUGGUAGCUGAUGGGGAGGUCAAGGUCGAUGCGACUGAAAAAACAGUAAAUGACGAAGCUGUAACCGAUGUUGCGGAAGUUAAGGUCGAAGCUGUGACUGAUGGUGGUACAGAUACAGUUGGCAGUAUAGGCGUUGUAUCUGGAGGCGUUAAACGAGAAGAGCCUACCGCAGCACCAACCGAGCGAGAAGAACGCAGAAAGCGAAAGAAACGAAGUCGUUGGGGCGGUGAAGAGGAAAAGACAGUUACGGCAGGUGUGAGUCUGAACAUACCCUCUGGCAUGACUGCUGCACAACAAGAGACGUAUAUCCUUCACCUGAAUAUCGAGGAAGUCAACAAGAGAUUGCGGUCUGAGGAUCUGGGGAUUCCUAGUGAUGUGAGCAAGAGAUCUCCAUCGCCCGAACCUAUUUAUGAUCAGUAUGGAAAGCGAUUAAAUACACGCGAGCAACGGACUAAAACGAAGCUAGAGGAAGAUAGACAUAAUUUGAUUCAGAAGAUUCUAGAGGUGAAUCCUGAGUAUCGGCCGCCUGCAGACUACAAACCAGUGCCGAAGCGCUACCAAGAUCGAGUUGAUAUUCCGCAAGAAGAAAACCCGCAUGUUAAUUUCAUAGGGCUUCUGAUCGGUCCACGUGGAAAUACUUUGAAGAAGAUGGAGAGAGAUUCUGGAGCAAAGAUUAUGAUCCGUGGUAAAGGUUCUGUUAAAGAGGGCAAAGGUCGAAGAGACGGCGCUCCCAUACCCGGGGAAAACGAACAACUGCACGCUAUGAUCACUGGACCCGACGCUAUCGUCGUGAAGAAAGGCACAGACCUGGUGCAGAACAUCAUCAAAGUGGGUAUUGAGACACCCGACUCGGCCAAUGAGUUGAAGUCGCUACAAUUGCGUGAACUGGCUGCUCUCAAUGGUACAUUACGAGAAGACUUGGCCCAGAACUGCUCGAACUGCGGGGCUACAGACCACAGGCACUGGCAGUGCACAGAGCGCCGAAACGCAGUGCAAACCAUUGUUUGCAGUGUGUGUGGUGGGCAUGGACACAUCGGUAAGGAUUGUGCACAAAGGGAGAUUGGAGGGGUGCCCCAGAAACAAAGUGGUGAGAAUAUCGACAACGAGUACUUAUCGUUUAUGGCUGAACUCGAGGGGGGUGGCGGUAAGGCACCCGCGCCGGCUGUGGAGCCCGGAUCCAGGCCUGCACUCAUGGAUGGACCUUCUCAGCAAGGAACCUCGGAUGCUGGCAGAGAUCACCAGAGCCACAACCAGAACAACAACUACAGUAACAAUCAUGGACCAUCAUCGAAUGAUGGUGCUGCUCGGGGCUCAAGACCCGGACCGUUGCUAAGUGCCCCUGGCGGAGCGCGUCCGGUUGGACAGGGUGGGCUUGUUGGCCAGCCUCCCGGCCGUCGAGUUCCGCCCAGCGGCGGUUUACUGGAUGGGCCACCACCUCAGCGCAACUCUGGCGCACAGCCCGGAGGUAGGAAUCCGUGGGAUCGUGAAGCACCGCAUGACAGAGCGCGUGCCCCAUGGGAGAACAAUGGACCGCCGCGCGACCGCCAAAAUGGACCCCCGCCACCACAAGGUGGUAAUAGCAGGGCGCCGUGGGAAAGUUCGGGACCAAAUCGACCGGGCGCGAAUGAUAGGUACAACAGCAGGAGUAACGGUAGUAGCGACAAUCACAGUAGACAACCCUGGGAUAGGCCCGCACCCUCACAGGCACCGCUCUUGUCGGGGAAUAAACCCCCAUGGGAUACUAAUGCCUCUGUGGCUCCACCGGGGGGAAGACAACCGUGGGAUGCCAAGCCCAAUGACAGCUAUAACAGCCACACCAACACCACCAACAAUAGUAAUAUUAAUAGUAAUCACAACAAUUACAAUAAUGGAAUGAACAGCGGACCUCCCCCACCCCCCCCACACUCGUCCGCGCCCCCACCUCCACAGCAGCCACCACCACCACCACCACCAUCAAACAACCAACCCCCACCUCCACCCUCUGAUGGUAUCAGACCUCCCUGGGAAGCACCAUCACAACAACCUCCACCCCCGCCCGCCCAGAAUAUGAACCAGAACCAGAACCGAGGUGGUGCACCACAACAGGGUGCUACAGGGCAAAGACUACCAUGGGAGCAGCCCCAAAUGCCGCCGGGUGGCCCACCUGCGAGCGCAUAUGGUGGUGGACAUGUGCCUGGUCAGUACAACCAAAGCCAGAGUCAGUAUGCCGGUCAACAUCAGCCGCCACCACCCCCUCCACCAAGUGCGGGUCAAAAUGCGGCAUGGAAUAGAGGACCUCCCGGGCAACAGCCCUGGGCACAGAACAGUCAAGUCCCUCAACAGGGCAACCUGGGUUACGGUGCCAUGUCACAACAGCCACCACUCCCCUGGCAACAGCAGCAGCAACCACCACCACCACCUCCUCCACCACAGAGUUAUGGCCAGCCGCCGCCGCCACCUCCUCCAUCGAGUUAUUGAGGGGCGAUGGGUGAUGUAAGAAGCAAAUAACGUAGCAGAUUAUGCUCUUAAACCGAGUCUAUAAGCCGCAAGUGCGAAGACCUCUCCGAACUCGGUAGUAUAAAAAUAUAAAUCAUUUGAGUAAAUUUAUCCCGAGUAUGUAUAACCUCUCGUGGGCUUGAGGUUCUUUUGAGGCGAUACUGAUUUAUUAAAAUGUAUAAGCAUUCUGUUGUUGGAAGGGAAUAAUUAAUAAAGCAAUAAAUCGUAAAUCUGCGAUAAUUCCGAGCAAUGUUCUACCGUAUGGGCCCGUAGCAUUUGGCGGCUGGACGAUUCUCAUCCGGAAGCAAGCUAACAAGAGAAAACGUCUGCUUUAAAUCAGAUCACUACCUCCUAUUGAUUAUGUAUAUGCUGAAAAAGUCGAGCCAUAUACUAUCUAUUGGGGGACGAGAAGUGAUCACACUAAAUGUCUGAUAUAUCUUCAAUUGAAAAUGGGGUGCACCUUUUGUUCUAAAUCUUGACCUGUAGCAUUAGUAUUCUCAUCAUCCCAGGUACACCCGCAAUUUUCAUUGUUAUGGGAUUCCUGGAAUUGUCAGCACU
Messenger RNA from Sphaeroforma arctica JP610, 4020 nucleotides. RefSeq lists its product as hypothetical. The record is from RefSeq and is a predicted model, not a curated record. NCBI's taxonomy places the organism in Eukaryota, Ichthyosporea, Ichthyophonida. The coding region runs from base 181 to 3444 and encodes 1087 amino acids. Gene Ontology annotation, molecular function: zinc ion binding; mRNA binding. Gene Ontology annotation, cellular component: nucleus. Gene Ontology annotation, biological process: regulation of mRNA splicing, via spliceosome. The transcript is spliced from 7 exons.